AUGCCUUCACGAUCCUCCCAAGAUGCUCUGGAGAGUGCCAUUGUUGAAACAGAAGCAGAACCAAAUACAGCCUCGCUCAAUUCGAAGAAAGCCUUGUGGGCGUUUCUUGUCCUCUGCUACUCGACAGGCCCGGUGUCCUCCAUGGUGGCGAGCUAUGUACCCGCAGCAAUCCUAUCAGCAGCCAACCUGCUGGGCCACCAGCAGGGAUCCGACAAGCCCUGUCCCCGGCGGGGCGGUAAUAUUACUUGUCUUGUGCGGUUUGGGGGGGGAGAAAUCGACUAUGCGAGUUUUACGCUGUAUCUCAAGGCCAUCUCGCGAACCACCGAGGGCGUGGUGGCGAUCUUCACAGCCGGCGUGGCAGACUAUUCCAACUACCGCAAGACAAUGAUGAUCGCCUCGAUCGUGCUGUUCGGCGCACUGGCUCUGCCCUUUGCAGCGCUGACGGGAGACUCCUACAGCCAGCUCACCGCGCUCUCCGUGCUGUAUUGUCUGGUGGUGACGGUACAGGGGGUAUACACCAUUAUAGAGGGCUCGUAUAUCCCUAUCUUUAUGCGCGCCACAGGCUGGUUCCAAGAGACCCCCAUCGCCCCCGUCGCCCCCGGACGCCAGGGGUCGUCUCCCUGGACCACGGGCGUGUCGGUCAGCGUGCUAGCCAUGGUGUCCAGUAACCUGGGCGCCCUCACGGCCCUGAUCAUCGGCGUGAUUCUGGUCUACGGGCGCGGAUCGGCAUCCAGCGGGGGAUUUGACAAUUACUUCCUGGCUGUCACCAUUGCAGGCUGCAUCACCAUCGUGUUUGCGCUUGUCGGACACUUCCUAUUGCCCUCCGUACAGGGCAAAGAGCUGCGCCCUGGUGAAAACGUCCUGGUGUUGCCGAUCAAAGGCUGGUUCCGUCUGCUGCGCGACGCACCACACUAUUCUGAAGCCUUUAAGCUGUGCAUUGGCUGGAUCCUGUGGAACACCGGCUACACCAACCAUCUGACGCUGAUGACCGCGCUCUUCCUCGAGGUCACCGGCUUCAGCAGCAGCUCGGGCGUCUAUUCCGUCUGGUCGUUUACCAGUGUCAUCUUCGCGUGCAUGGGCAGUCUGGGCUUUCUCUAUCUCUACCCACGACUCCGCCUCCCCGUCAAGAGCUGGGCGUACUUGUUUCUCGCCGUCAACAGUCUCUGUGUGCUAUGGGGGUGUAUCGGGAUCAGUAACGCGGUCACCAUCGGAUACAAGCACCAGGUCGAGUUCUGGGUCGCCCAGGUGUUGUUCAUGUCGACCAGCAGCGCACUCCGCUCGUACAAUCGCGCUCUAUACUCAUCCCUCAUCCCUAAAGGGUUCGAGGCCCAGUUCUUCGGCCUGGAAGUCACUCUCGAUCUCGCCACAGGCUGGAUCAACCCGCUCGUCAUGGGCGCCAUCCAGGACCGCACGCAUAACCUGCGCUUCCCCAUGAUUCCCAACCUGCUGUUGAUGCUCGUCGGGACGGUGCUGUACUUCCUUGUGGAUAUUCCCAAGGGGAUUGAAGAAGCCAAGUUGACGCGGUUGUAA
This is a messenger RNA of Penicilliopsis zonata CBS 506.65, 1530 nucleotides long. RefSeq lists its product as hypothetical. The coding region runs from base 1 to 1530 and encodes 509 amino acids. The transcript has 5 exons. Gene Ontology annotation, biological process: amino acid transmembrane export from vacuole. Lineage: Eukaryota; Fungi; Ascomycota; Eurotiomycetes; Eurotiales; Aspergillaceae. The record is from RefSeq and is a predicted model, not a curated record.